This is a messenger RNA of Onychostoma macrolepis, 7059 nucleotides long. It is a transcript of the gene prr36b, whose product is annotated as proline rich 36b. NCBI's taxonomy places the organism in Eukaryota, Metazoa, Chordata, Actinopteri, Cypriniformes, Cyprinidae. The coding region runs from base 370 to 5151 and encodes 1593 amino acids. The record is from RefSeq and is a predicted model, not a curated record. The transcript is spliced from 5 exons.
CAUAGUGUGUGCGCGUGCGUGCGUGCGCGGAUCGCCGAGCGCCGUUUCAUUCUCUGCUGCCAGGAGACGCGCAUCUCUUUUAUCGCCAGUAGACAGUCAGUCAGCCAGCUCUAAACUGCCGCCGUCAGAGCUACUGGUUUUUCUCUCAACAUUUGUUGCCGGUUUUCCUCGACUCACAGUGCUGCCCACCGGGUUCCGCUCGGAAAAACACGGGAGGAGACGCGAGUACCGUCUGGGCGUUGCUGGAUGAAAAGCGCUAUAGACUCGGUCAGCCAUAACCGUCUGAUAGCAGUAGACUCCAACUAGUGGACUGAGUCCUGGGUUCCUGAUUCCUCUUCUGCUGAGACGGACCUCCAGGACAAGGACAAGAUGAAACCGGAUGGUGUUGACACGGCAGCAAUGGAGCCAAUGGAAGCAUUAAACGCAGGUCCUGCGGUCGAGGUGGCGCCAGUGGGCGAAGCUCAGGACCAGGCGUUGCCUGCAACCCAAACAGAAGGUGAACCGCAGCAAACAGAGGCAACCAACAAGACCGGAAAGGACAAGCCUGUGGAUCCCAAAGCUAAGACGAAGGCUCCUGCCAAAACAAAGACAACCACCGCUGGAACCAAGGCAUCUACAACCAGCUCCCGUCCCACCACUGGCCAAAGCCGCCUGACAAACGGGGCACAGAAGUCGCAAGCUAAUGGCGUCACCAAAAAGACCACCACAGCAGGCCUGGAGAAGAAAACCUCAACCACUGCUGCCACUAAAAAAACAGUUAGCUCUACUUCUGCACCCACAUCCAAGACCCCAACCAAGGUGGCUGAGAAAAAGCCGGUGGGGACAGCGAGACCUGCCAGUGCUCCAGCCAAUGGUGUGAAAACAACAGGGGCAGCACAGCCCAUCAAGAAAGCCCCCGCUGCACCAGCCAAUGGUCUGAAAUCUAAACCAAAAACUACAGCUCCAGCUCCAAGACCCGCCACUGCACCCACCACUAAGACCAGCACCACUGGCUCUCCCAAACCUGAUAGGCCACCUGUCGCCAAGACAACCAGGUCUGCUGGCUCUGCUCCUGCUGCCCGUUCUUCCCCUGCUGCCCCUAAGCCUGGGACACCGACAACUGCCAGCAAGACAUCUACAGCCGCAUCCAGGCCAACUACUGCUACACCCAAGACACCAUCUACUACUGCUAAACCUUCUCCUGCUAAAACCACAGCGCCCUCUGCUGGCCGCACUUCCACUCCUAAGACCACAACACCUGUCAAGAAAGAUGUCAGUAAGCAGCCAUCUACUCCAGCGGCCAAGAAGCCCACUUCUUCUCCGCUUACCCGGCCAGCACCAACCAAGACCACCAAGUCUGACACCCCUAAGUCAGCUUCCACUGUCAAGGCAGAAUCAGCCUCAAAAAAACCCACCACCCCCAGCAAGGCGGCAGACGUUAAGACUAGUAAACCUAAGGAGAGCAAAGCAACACCUUCCAAGGAGGUUACUGCAAGCCCCAAGACCACAGGCAGCAAGCCCAGCACUAAGACAAGCAGCCCAAAGAAGUCAGUUGGCAGUAGCACUCCAAUGCCAUUGAAGGGUGGCCCAAAAGCUUCCCAGCCUGUAGACGCAGCAGCCACAGAGGCUGAGAAAAAGGAUGUGGUACCCGCUGUGGUUGCAGCCACUACUGCAGCUGCUGUUCUUGUUUCUGUGGUGACCUCUGAGGCAGCACCUGAAGACUCCUGUGUUCCUGCUGUCACUGAAGAGGCACCUGAGGACUUGUUUACCCAGGUCAAUCCUGCUGCCUCUGAGGUGAAAUUAGAAGACUCAUUUACAACUCUAAUUCCUGCUUCCUCUGAGGACUCUAAAGAGGAUUCUAAAGAAAAGGCCACACAUGUCACUGCCCCUACCACUAUGGAAGCACCUGAAGACAAAGUUACACCUGUCAUUCCUCAUGUCGCUGAGGAAACACCUGAAGACUCUGUUACACCUUUCAGGUCUGAAGAAGCACCUGAAGACACAACUAUGUCUGUCAUUCCCCCGACCUCUGAUGAAGUACAAGAGGAAACUGUUUCACCAGUAAUUUCUUCUGAAGAAACACCUGAAGAAGUAACUACACCUGUCGUUCCUCCUACCUCUUACGAGGCACGAGAAGAAACUGUUUCACCUGCCAUUCCUUCUGAAGAAACACCUGAAGACGUAACUACAUCUGUCAUUCCUCCUACCUCUUAUGAGGCACGAGAAGAAACUCUUUCACCUGUCAUUCCUUCUGAAGAAACACCUGAAGAAGUAACUACAUCUGUCAUUCCUCCUACCUCUUAUGAGGCACGAGAAGAAACUGUUUCACCUGCCAUUCCUUCUGAAGAAACACCUGAAGACGUAACUACAUCUGUCAUUCCUCCUACCUCUUAUGAGGCACGAGAAGAAACUGUUUCACCUGUAAUUUCUGCUGCUUUUGAAGAAACACCUGAAGAUGUAACUACAUCUGUCAUUCCUCCUACCUCUUAUGAGGCACGAGAAGAAACUCUUUCACCUGUCAUUCCUUCUGAAGAAACACCUGAAGACAUAACUACAGCUAUCAUUCCUCCUACCUCUUAUGAGGCACGAGAAGAAACUGUUUCACCUGUAAUUUCUGCUGCUUUUGAAGAAACACCUGAAGAUGUAACUACAUAUGUCAUUCCCCCUACCUCUUAUGAGGCACCUGAAGAAUCCAUUUCACCUGUCAAUCCUCCUGUCUCUGAUGAAAUACCUAAAGAAACAACUGCAUCUGUAAUUCCCCCUACCUCUUAUGAGGCACCUGUAGAAUAUGUUUCACCAGUCAUUUCUCCAGCCUUUGAAGAGGAACCUGAAGACACAGUUACACCUGUUAUUUCGCCUACUUCUGAUGAGGUGGAGCUUGUCUAUCCCCAGGAAGUCCCCCAGAUCAUGGACACUUAUAAAGAUGACAGUGCCAUGUCUCAGCUGGCUGCUGAAGUAGACUCGGUCAGUCUGGAGGAGCCAGUGCCUGCUGUGUCUCCCCUGGGAACCACAGUACUGUCCCCACCAUCCUCUCCCACCGGCCCACCAACCAUGCCAGUCGAGCUCCCAAGCUCAGCUCCCUUCCUGGUCUUGCAGGGUCCAGCUGAACCAUGGGCACAGAGCUCUUCACUGUACCCCAGUACUGUGACCACAGAGAAUGAGGAGCAGGAUGAGGAAAGACAGCACGAUGAAGAAAGUGAGCAGGAUGAUGAAAAAGAUCAGGAUGACAUACAGAUGCCCUCUGCGGCUGAGAAUGUGGUAGAAGACUUUGAUCUGAUGGGCUCCACUGGUGGGGAUCACAUCAAAAAUGCUGCUCCUGUCUCCCCCUUGCAAGAACGAGAAGAGGCGGUGGAGAAAGCUGAAGAAGAGAUUAAUGAAGACAAUGAUGAGGAGGAGGAGGAGAAAGAGGAAGAUGAGGAGGAGGAGGAGGAGGAGGAGGAAGAGGUAAAAGAGAUUGGCAUAAAGGAAUCAGUGCCCCAAUCCGAGAAAGAAGUUGACCUUAAAAAGGGGGUGGAAGAUUUUGCCAGCUCUGAUUGGGGUAUGAUGCAAUCAGAUGACAUGUACAGCAGUAACAAACGUGACUCAGAAGUGACAUCUCCUUUUAAUGCUGAAGACAGCUGCAGUGCUAAAGAGACAGGUGACUUCAUCAUGACCGAGGCAGACAGGGAACAGCCAUUCACAGGGCCUCCUGGAAUCCAGUCAUUUGGUAGUGAAGAUGAGGAAGAGGAUGAAGAAGAUCAUCUGAAGGAAGACAUGGAUCUAGUAUUGGAGCAUGAUGAUGAACAUUACAAACAACAGAAAGACUUGGAGGAAGAAGACCAAGAUGUAGAAAUGGUCCGCAGGGGCAUGGAUGAGAGUGCACUUGGGGUUUGUAGAAAUGAUGGUAAUGAAGAUGAUGAUGAAGAUGACAAUGAUUACAGAGAGGAGAGUCAUCUAGAUCUCAACGGCAUGGGUCACACUGCUCCAGCAACAUCUAUGCCUUUGACAGCAGCAUGGAGUAAUUCCAAUCCAUUCUCUGAUCCCUGGGCCCAGCCUUCUUCCGUCCUGUCUGAAUCAAACCUGUCAGCUUCAAUGGUUCAAGAUCCAGACACACUCACCAAAUUCCCAGCCGAUCCAGACACAACCACCACAUUCUCAGCUGAACCAGAUACACCCCCCAAAUCCCCAGCUGAGGCUUUUCUGGACAUGAGUCCACACCUGAUUCAGGCCUCCGAACCUCAGCCUGACCUCCAAGAGGAGACCAGGAGCUCAAUCCCAGUGGAGUCAGGUAUCUUGGCUCCUCCUGCCUUUGGAAUGUCCCAGUCCAGCACCCUCAGUGGAACAGCCCUGGCUGCCCAUAGCAGCAGUGAGACCAGCACACCUGAAGAGCUUCGAGAUUAUGACAGCAGCUCAGGUGUAGAAUCCCGAUCAGACAAGCAGCAGACACCAGUCCCUGCCAUGCAAACAGACAUAGAGCAGGACCUAGGUAUUCACCUAGAGCGAGGUGAUGGGGAGGAGGAAGAGGCAGAAACGCUGCCGGCCGAUGAAGUACUGGGUGAUGCCGCAACAGCACCAGCCUCUGUACCAUCGUCACCGUCAACCUCUGGUGAUGAGGCCAGUGAUACAGAGGGUGAAAUGCAAAUCAAUGAUCCUGAUGUUGCGAUUGAUGACAAUGCCACAGAUCCUCACAACCUCGCUGCCCUGGAGGAAGAUGAGGAGGCUCCUGAACACAUUGGAGAGGAAGAUGGUGAUACGCCUCAGUCAGCCAACUCUGUGGCCUCCUACGGUUUCGAUUGUUCCGCGUCCAUCUCCAAUGCCCACUCUAUGGCUGAGAGCUGUGGAAAGAGUCCAGGCAUCUUUAGCCUGGAAAAUGAAGAGCAGCUUCCGGAAGAGGCCAAGGAUCCCUCUUUCAUCAAGGAGCUCACCCUGCCAGCAGCUACUGCCUACAGUGAUGACUUGUUGGGCUACCCAGUGGAUUUGCUGCCUAUUAGCGAGCCCACAGACAGGGAUGCUGGGUUUGACGAGCACUACAUGCUGUGCAGUAAGACAGACCCAGGUGCUAUGGAAAUGGAAAUGGAUCCUGAGUCCCCCAUGCACCUGUCACCCCAACAUGGGGACGAUUCUGAAGGCCAGCCACCAUACUACUCUGCUAUAUGUGAUAAGACUGAUAACUUUCUGGCAGGUAACGUAUAAAGCCCCUCUUUUGGAAUGCACCAUGUCUACCCCAAACCCCACGCUCCUACCCUGUGUCCUUCAUUUCUUCCAAAUGUGGGGUUGAAAUGAAUAGAAAUAUGUGAUAGAAGGGGGAAAGAAAAGGGGAGCCAUCAGGUGAGGGAUUAUAGCUUUGUCUGAGCUGCUCUCUGUUCUUCUAUUACCACGGUGAUGGUUAUGAUUGUAUGGCUUAAACUUCUGUAUGUACAGUAGCUAUUCUCAUUUUCUAUUAGAAUGUACUUUUUAAAUAACACUGCGUUUCAUGGCACCCCUGAACCUGCAAUGUUAGACUAAGUUAAGGUGAUGUCCUUUAAUGAAAGGACAAAAAUGCAAAAAAAAAAAAUAAUAAUAAUAAUAAAAAAAAUAAACACUUGGUGGACUCCAACUACCUUUGUAUUUAUCCUACUGUUUUUACCAAUCAAAUGUCAAUUUUUUAUACUUUGUUUUUUUUUUCUUCUUGUUUUUAUUUGAUUUGUUAAGAUCCCUGUCUUACCUUAAUGUUUGUACACACAUCAGUUUUCCUGCACUGUAAAAGUAGCUUCACUGUCGUUUGAAACUUAUUUCAGCUUUCUCUUUUAAAACGUGUUCCAGCACUAACUGUUUUAGCAUUAUAUACAGGUUAGAUAUUCUUCAGAAGCUUUUCAUGCUCACAGUGUUUGACAUAGGGAGGUGAAUGAGUGUUAGAUGGCAGGUCAUACAUUUUUGGUUGUCUUUUAUUAGUUUUGAGCUACUGCUGCAGAUUUUUUGAAGGAUAACAUAGAUUCUCAUUGGCACGUAAAUUAAGUGUUUUAAAGUACUGGGCUCAGAUUGACAUGGAUUCUUUCAUUUACAGUUGUUAAACAUUUGUACUUCGGAACAGACUAUUUCUGUUUAUGGAAAUUGAAGUGUUUUCCUGCAUUUGUAAAUCUUAAAAUGAUGCUCGCAGGUCAGUUUACUGUGAGUACUGGGACAUUUCUACAAGAAUUGGAAGUGCAUGUGCAACUAAUUAAGAAAUUGUUAUAAUCUUGCUAUGAAUCCAGACAUGAUCCAGGGAUGUUUGGAUAUUAAUAAUUCACAAUAACUAAAAGGUUUUUCCCAAAAUUCCAUUAAACAUCAUUGCAAGACUGUCUGUUCCUGUUAUUUUUAUUUAUUUAUUUAUUUUGAGUGGCAUGAUGGUCUAUUUCAUCUGAGUGUUCCUAUGGUAUCUGAUUUUGAAUAGGAAAUGGAUAUCUGCUGAAAUGGUGUUUAUUCCAGAUGUAUUUUUGAUGAAAUGACAGCCAGUGCUCAUGGGCUAUGAUCUCCCUCUACUAAAGCAUGUUAUGCCCUCUAAACUCAACAACAGGACCCCACCCUGAAACCCCAGCACAACAAGGUUGCAUGGUAUCUUAAGGAAUUGGUUAAUGGGUUUCAAGAAAUGCCCGUUUUCAUCAAUAUGCACUAAAGCAUAAACACAAAUGCAACACAAAAAUUCCAAAUCCUCCCUGAAUGUUAAUCUGGUUUUAUGUGGGUUUUCCUCUUCUCGGUAUGGAAUCUCAUCUCCUUUUCACUUCCUUCCUUUUUUCACCCACCUGCCAUCAAAAAUAGUCAUUUUACAUCAAAAAUAUCUGGAGGUGGAGGUUAGCUAAAGUACAACUUAUGCUUAAUGUGAAUAAUGGCUAUAGGUUUAUCUCCUUGUCCUUGCUUUGAAAUCUGUUUCAGGUCAUUUGUCUGAAUUCUAGUUUAUGCUGUUAUGUAAAACCAUAUGUGGCAUAUGAGGUACAUUAAGAAAAAUAAUUGAUUGCUCUUAUCAAAUUCUAACAAAACCCUUAUUUUAAUUAAAUUCGCAAGUUUAGCGAAUCAGACCCUCUCCAACCCACUCACAUUCUUGAAUUGGUUCAAAUAUGACUCUCAUUAAUUGGAUGACAUACCUGU